AUGGGACUCAAGACCCCCCAAGAACAUCUAACGACCUUCGAGGCCAGGAUGAAUUUGGAAGGGGUGGGUGAUGAAGUAAGAUGUCGCGCUUUUUCCGUAACAUUAGCAGGGCCGACAAUCCGCCGGUUAAACGCUCUCCCCCAGGGCUCCGUGACAACCUUUGCUGACAUAACCCGUGCCUUCCUGGCUCAGUUCUCCAUGCGCAUCGCCAAAGCGAAGCACCCAAUCAACUUGCUAUGGGUGACGCAGAGGAGCGAGGAAUUGACCAGGAAAUAUCUGAAUAGAUUCAAUGAUGAAUGCUUGGAGAUUGAUAGCCUAACCGACUCGGUGGCCAGUUUAUGCUUGACAAACGGGUUACUGAACGAAGAUUUCAGAAAGCACCUUACCACUAAGCCCGUAUGGACGAUGAAAGAAAUCCAAAAUGUGGCUAGGGAGUAUAUCAACGAUGAGGAGGUUAGUCAAGUCGUGGCUGCCAACAAACGGCAGCCCACCUACAGUCCUGCUCGUCAGCCCGGAGGUGGAGAAAGAACUAGGGAGCACUCCAAGGACGGAGCGCCAACUAAAGCUUUCAAGCCUUUCCCCCGGGUAGGGAAGUUCACCAACUACACCCCCCUGGCAGCCUCAAUUGUCGAACUCUAUCAGCAGAUUGCUGACAAAGGCAUUCUGUCGAAGCCCCAACAACUCAAGGAUAGAAUUAGAGGGAACAAAAACCUCUACUGCGACAACUACAAGGGCUUCAGCCACAAGACCCAAGAUUGUUUCGUUUUGAAAGAUGCUCUGGAGCAGGCAAUCCGGGAAGGCAAGUUGGCAGAAUUCUCACACCUCAUAAAAGAACCGAGGAGGCGGGAUCGUGACCGAUCUGGCGACAUCAAGGACCGCGCCGUGAGGGACAUUGCCUUCAGAUCACAGUUGGCAUGCAAGAAAGAUGCCAAGGUUUUGGCUGUGUCAUUAUCGGUCCCCGCGCCCUGCCUCAGGAGGAUCCCAUCGAUAUUGUUUAGACCAGAGGAUCAAUGGUUCCACAAUCUACCAGAGAACCCUCCUAUGGUAAUCACCGCAAGAGUGGGAACCGGCCUAGUCAGACAAAUCCUCGUUGACACUAGAGCCGAUUCGAACAUCAUGUUUUGUAAUGUGUUUGAUGCUCUGGGCCUCCAAGACACCGACCUGAGAACCCACCAGGACGCUGUGGUCGGCUUAGGUGAUAACUUUAUCAAGCUUGAUGAGGUAGUCUCCCUACCGGUCUCCAUAGGAGGAGGUCGAGGGAAGAGGUCAGUAAUGGCGAAAUUCAUGGUCCUGAGAGACUUCACAACCUACAACCUCAUCUUGGGAAUAAAAACUAUCAAUGAGUUCGGAACAGUGAUUUGUACAAAGCUAUUGAUGAUGAAGUUUGUUGCUGACGAUUGGUCGGUUGGAUCCAUCAGGGGAGAUUUGGAAACGGCGAUUGCGUGUGACAGCGCCAGUCUCUCCCUAAGAAGGAAAUCCAAAGAGGCAUCCAGGGUCUUCCUAGCCGAUCUAGAUGCCAGGGUCGACGACAAGCCCAGGCCAGAACCCGAAGGGGACCUCGAGAAGUUCAGGAUUGGCGAUUCGGAAGAAAAGUUCACCUUCGUGAACAGAAACCUCCCUUAUAACCUGAAAGAACCUUUGGAAGAAAUGAUCAGAGCCAAUGCGAUCUGUUUGCCUGGACACCGGCCGACAUGCCAGGGAUCGACCCCCAGUUCAUGUCACACCACCUAG
This is a messenger RNA of Arachis duranensis, 1731 nucleotides long. RefSeq lists its product as uncharacterized. Lineage: Eukaryota; Viridiplantae; Streptophyta; Magnoliopsida; Fabales; Fabaceae. The coding region runs from base 1 to 1731 and encodes 576 amino acids. The transcript has 2 exons. The record is from RefSeq and is a predicted model, not a curated record.